Messenger RNA from Rhinopithecus roxellana (golden snub-nosed monkey), 5450 nucleotides. RefSeq names its product myosin XVIIIB (gene MYO18B). The transcript is spliced from 32 exons. The record is from RefSeq and is a predicted model, not a curated record. The coding region runs from base 16 to 5238 and encodes 1740 amino acids. Lineage: Eukaryota; Metazoa; Chordata; Mammalia; Primates; Cercopithecidae. Gene Ontology annotation, molecular function: ATP binding; protein binding; cytoskeletal motor activity. Gene Ontology annotation, cellular component: myosin complex.
GCGUUCAUCCACCCCAUGCCUAGGGCCUCACUGCCACGCCUCUGUUUUGUCCCCUGCGCAGUGGGCCGGAAGCAGUUCAUGAGGUUUGAGUGGGCAAACUAUGCAGCUGAGGCCCUCGGCUGCGAGUAUGAGGAGCUGAACACGGCCACCUUCAAGCACCACCUUCGACAGAUCAUCCAGCAAAUGACGUUUGGGCCAAGCCAAAGGGACCUCGAGGACGAGGAAACCAGCUCAGGGCUCAAGAUGACAGGAGUGGAGUGUGUGGAGGGGAUGGCCUCAGGCCUGUACCAGGAGCUCUUUGCGGCCGUGGUCUCACUCAUCAACAGAUCCUUCUCCUCCCACCAUCUCUCCAUGGCCUCCAUCAUGGUGGUGGACUCUCCAGGCUUCCAGAACCCCCGGCACCAGGGCAAGGACCGGGCGGCCACCUUCGAGGAGCUGUGCCACAACUACGCCCAUGAGCGCCUGCAGCUGCUGUUCUACCAGCGGACGUUUGUCUCCACGCUGCAGCGAUACCGAGAGGAAGGUGUUCCUGUGCAGUUUGACCUCCCAGACCUCUCCCCGGGAACCACUGUGGCUGCUGUGGAUCACAAUCCCUCUCAGGUCCGCUUACCAGCUGGCGGAGGUGCCCAGGAUGCCAAAGGCCUUUUCUGGGUCUUGGAUGAGGAAGUCCGUGUAGAGGGCUCCAGUGACAGUGUGGUGCUCGAGCGUCUGUGUGCUGCCUUCGAGAAGAAAGGAGCUGGGACUGAAGGGUCCUCUGCCCUGCGGACCUGUGAGCAGCCCCUCCAGUGUGAGAUUUUCCACCAGCUGGGAUGGGACCCUGUGCGAUACGACCUCACAGGCUGGCUCCACAGAGCCAAGCCCAACCUCUCAGCCCUGGAUGCACCCCAGGUCCUGCAACAGUCAAAAAGAGAGGAGCUGCGGAGUCUGUUCCAGUCCCGAGCCAAGCUGCCUCCUGUGUGCCAGGCUGUGGCAGGCCUGGAGGGCACCUCCCAGCAGGCCCUGCAGAGGAACCGCAUGGUGAGGAGGACCUUUGCCAGCAGCCUUGCCGCGGUGAGGAGGAAAGCCCCGUGCUCCCAGAUCAAGCUGCAGAUGGAUGCACUGACCAGCAUGAUCAAAAGGUCCCGGCUGCACUUUAUCCACUGCCUGGUCCUUAACCCUGUGGUGGAAAGCAGGAGUGAGCAGGAAUCUCCUACACCACCACAGCCUGGUAGAGACAAGCCUGGGGCAGAUGCACCUCUGGCCCUGGAUAUCCCAGCACUGAGGGUGCAGCUUGCUGGGUUCCACAUCCUGGAGGCUCUGCGUCUGCACAGGACAGGCUAUGCUGACAACAUGGGGCUCACUCACUUCCGCCGGCAAUUCCAGGUGCUGGACCCUCCACUCCUGAAGAAGCUCAUGUCGACCUCCGAGGGAAUAGAUGAAAGGAAGGCCGUGGAGGAGCUCUUGGAGACCCUGGAUCUGGAAAAGAAGGCGGUGGCUCUGGGGCACAGCCAAGUUUUUCUCAAGGCAGGUGUGAUCUCCAGGCUUGAGAGGCAACGAGAGAAGCUGGUAUCUCAGAGCAUCGUUCUCUUCCAGGCGGCUUGCAAGGGCUUUCUGUCUCGCCAGGAAUUCAAGAAGUUGAAGAUUCGCCGACUGGCUGCGCAGUGCAUCCAGAAGAAUGUGGCUAUGUUCUUCGCAGUCAAGGACUGGCCAUGGUGGCAGCUCCUUGGUUCCCUCCGGCCCCUACUUAGUGCCACCAUUGGAAAUGAGCAGCUCCGAGCCAAGGAGGAGGAGCUUACAACGCUAAGACGGAAGCUAGAAAAAUCAGAGAAGUUGCGGAAUGAACUCCGGCAGAAUACAGAUUUGCUAGAAAGCAAGAUUGCCGACUUGACCACUGAGCUGGCUGAUGAGCGCUUCAAAGGUGAUGUGGCCUGCCAGGUGCUGGAGAGUGAGCGGGCAGAGCGGCUACAGGCCUUCCGGGAGGUCCAGGAGCUCAAGAGCAAGCAUGAACAAGUCCAGAAAAAAUUGGGAGACGUGAAUAAACAGUUGGAAGAAGCCCAGCAGAAAAUUCAGUUGAAUGACUUGGAAAGGAAUCCUGCUGGAGGAGCAGACGAGUGGCAAAUGCGCUUCGACUGUGCCCAGAUGGAGAACGAGUUUCUCAGAAAGCGUCUGCAGCAAUGCGAGGAGAGGCUGGACUCGGAGCUGACAGCCAGGAAAGAGCUGGAGCAAAAGCUCGGGGAGCUGCAAAGUGCUUAUGAUGGGGCCAAGAAGAUGGCUCACCAACUGAAGAGGAAGUGCCACCAUCUUACCUGUGACCUGGAGGACACCCGCGUCCUGCUAGAGAACCAACAAAGUCGAAACCAUGAGCUGGAGAAGAAGCAGAAGAAGUUUGACCUGCAGCUGGCCCAGGCCCUAGGUGAGUCUGUGUUUGAGAAGGGUCUCCGUGAGAAAGUGACCCAGGAGAACACCAGUGUCCGGUGGGAACUAGGCCAGCUUCAGCAGCAGUUGAAGCAAAAGGAGCAGGAAGCCUUGCAGCUGAAGCAGGAGGUGGAGAUGCUCCAGGACCAUAAAUGGGAGCUGCUGGGGUCACCCUCUCUGGGGGAAAAUUGCAUUGCUGGCUUGAAGGAGAGGCUCUGGAAGUUGGAAUCCAGUGCCCUUGAGCAACAGAAAGUCCAGAGCCAGCAGGAAAACACCAUCAAGCAGCUGGAGCAGCUCCGCCAGCGGUUUGAGCUGGAGAUCGAGCGGAUGAAGCAGAUACACCAGAAGGACCGUGAGGACCAGGAGGAGGAACUGGAGGAUGUCCGUCAGUCCUGCCAGAAGCGGCUCCGUCAACUGGAAAUGCAGCUGGAGCAAGAAUAUGAAGAGAAGCAGAUGGUCCUCCAUGAGAAGCAAGACUUGGAAGGCUUGAUCGGAACCCUCUGUGACCAGAUUGGCCAUCGGGACUUUGACGUGGAGAAGCGACUUCGGAGAGACCUCAGGAGGACACAUGCACUGUUGUCAGACGUGCAGCUCCUUCUCGGCACCAUGGAGGAUGGCAAGACAUCAGUCAGCAAGGAGGAGCUGGAGAAAGUGCACAGCCAGCUGGAGCAGAGUGAAGCCAAGUGUGAGGAGGCCUUGAAGACCCAGAAGGUGCUCACAGCGGACCUGGAGAGCAUGCACAGCGAGCUGGAGAACAUGACACGGAACAAGAGCCUGGUGGAUGAGCAGCUGUACAGGCUGCAGUUUGAGAAGACGGACCUCCUGAAGCGUAUUGAUGAGGACCAGGAUGACCUGAAUGAGCUGAUGCAGAAGCACAAGGACCUCAUUGCUCAGUCUGCUGCUGACAUUGGGCAGAUCCAAGAACUGCAGCUGCAGCUGGAGGAAGCCAAGAAGGAGAAGCACAAGCUUCAAGAACAACUGCAGGUGGCUCAGAUGCGCAUCGAGUACCUGGAGCAGUCCACCGUGGAUCGAGCCAUUGUCAGCAGGCAGGAGGCGGUCAUCUGUGACCUGGAGAACAAGACGGAGUUCCAGAAGGUGCAGAUUAAGAGAUUUGAGGUCCUGGUGAUCCGACUUCGGGACAGCCUGAUCAAGAUGGGGGAGGAGCUUUCACAGGCGGCCACGUCGGAGUCCCAGCAGCGGGAGAGCAGCCAGUACUACCAGCGGCGCCUGGAGGAGCUGAAGGCCGACAUGGAAGAGCUGGUGCAGCGGGAGGCGGAGGCCAGCCGGCGGUGCAUGGAGCUGGAGAAGUAUGUGGAGGAACUUGGGGCAGUGAGGCAGACCCUCCAGACAGACCUGGAGACGUCCAUUCGGCGGAUUGCUGACCUGCAGGCAGCCUUGGAAGAAGUGGCAUCCAGCGAUAGUGAUACUGAGAGUGUCCAGACGGCAGUGGAUUGUGGCAGCAGUGGCAGAAAAGAGAUGGAUAAUGUCUCCAUCCUCAGCUCCCAGCCAGAGGGCAGCCUGCAGUCCUGGUUGAGCUGUACUCUGUCCAUGGCCACAGAUACUAUGAGGACUCCUUCUCGACAGUCAGCCACCAGCAGCCGCAUCCUCAGCCCCAGGAUAAAUGAGGAGGCUGGGGACGCUGAGAGGACCCAAUCAGCACUGAGCAGAGCCUGGUCCACAGAUGUCCGCAGCAAGACCUCGGGAGACAAACCUGUUUCUCCUCACUUCGUCCGCCGGCAAAAGUACUGUCAUUUUGGGGACGGCGAAGGGCUUGCCGUCCAGAGAAAGUCCGCAGAGAGAUUAGAAGCUGCGUCCUCUCCCCUGGCUUCUCGGAGUACAAAUACAUCCCCUCUGUCGAGGGAAAAGCUGCCCAGUCCUUCAGCAGCCCUCUCGGAGUUCGUGGAAGGGCUCCGGAGGAAGAGAGCCCAGAGAGGCCAGGGGUCCACGCUGGGCCUGGAGGACUGGCCCACUCUCCCCAUUUACCUGACGACUGGGGCUUCCACACUAAGGAGGGGCAGGGCUGGCAGUGACGAGGGAAACCUCUCAUUGAAGGUUGGGGCAAAGUCACCCCUGGAAAUCGAAGGGGCCGCUGGUGGUCUCUUGAGGUCCACCAGCCUCAAAUGCAUCUCUUCAGAUGGUGUUGGGGGCACGACCCUACUCCCUGAGAAGGCGAAGACCCGAUUCAGUUCCUGCGAGUCCCUCUUAGAAUCCAGACCGAGCAUGGGGAGAAAACUGAGCUCCCCGACCACACCCAGGGACAUGCUGUUGUCACCCACACUGCGUCCUCGGAGGCGGUGUUUGGAGUCCUCUGUGGACGAUGCGGGCUGUCCAGACCUUGGAAAGGAGCCGCUCGUUUUCCAGAACCGCCAGUUCGCCCACCUGAUGGAGGAACCUCUAGGCAGUGACCCCUUCAGCUGGAAACUCCCAAGCCUCGACUACGAACGCAAGACCAAAGUGGACUUCGAUGACUUUCUCCCAGCUAUCCGGAAGCCCCAGAUGCCUACAUCCUUGGCCGGAGCAGCCAAAGAUGGGCAAGACGGUUCACAGCGUUCAAGCGUCCACUUUGAGACGGAAGAGGCUGACCGUUCCUUUCUCUCGGGGAUCAAGACCAUUUUGAAAAAGAGCCCGGAGCCCAAGGAGGAUCCUGCUCACCUGUCCGACUCGUCCUCAUCCUCCAGCUCCAUCGUGUCCUUCAAAAGUGCUGACAGCAUCAAAAGUCGACCAGGAAUCCAACGACUUGCGGGUGACGGUGGUGAGGGAACGUCCCCCGAGCACAGAGAGCCAGGGGCGGGGAGGAAAGACGAUGAUGUUACAAGCAUAAUGAAAAAAUAUCUCCAGAAGUAGGCACCAGUUCAGCCUCCUUGAAGUUGCCCUUGAAGACUUCCCGACUCUACAAUAACUUGGAGAUAGAGAGACUGGCCAGUCCUCCCCAGUGGCCAAAGCCAGCCAGCACGGCCACCCUCAAGAGACAAGACGGGCCCACAAAGGCAAAUCCUGCAGGGAUGCUGGACUCCCAGUGUGGUUGGCCCGAACAAAAUAAAGUGUUGACUCCUGGA